Molecule: messenger RNA, 973 nt
Organism: Phytomonas sp. Hart1
Lineage: Eukaryota; Euglenozoa; Kinetoplastea; Trypanosomatida; Trypanosomatidae
Source: the annotation of a GenBank genome assembly
UCUCUUGUCAAGGGUAUAGAAGUACGAUUAGCGUUGGCUAGCUAUUUAUAUCGUUUUAUGUGCGCAUUUUUUUUAUGUUGUACUCCUUGUUUACGCCUGACCGUUUAUCCCGCGCUGCGAAGGCGAUCUUCGGCAUCGCUCUUCUCGUAUAGAAGGACGACCAUCUUAUUUAUCUCUGCGCUGUCUCACUGUCCCGGCUUCAUUGGAUUGGAGUACUCCCAUGGGUGCAUGGGUAGUUCUGAUGGAGCUCAUUUCCCAGGGAAAACUUUUAAUUCGUCAAACACAUCAAAAGCGAGCCCACGGCCGUACGAAAAGUCCUAUCAUGCAAACACGUUUUCUGAAAGCAGUAAAGGAGACGCCAACUUUCAAAGUGAAGAAAAUUGCAAAACCAACCAUGAGGAAAGACAAAAUUCUUCCAAGUCCACCUCAGCUGAAGAGGAGGAACGGGGUAGUAACAAUACUCACUUCGAUGCUGAAUGGGACAAGACCCACAAUAAGGGCACCGCAACAUCGCGCGAGCGACUAGGGAUCGCAAAAAAAUGGGAAAACGCCUUUUUUGGCCGCAAUCUUUACGAACCAGGCAUGCGGGAGCACUUUCAGGAAGCGGUUCAGAGUGAAGCGCAGGACGAGCUUGGUCGAAAGUCAUUCACAGCGCUCCUUCCAAGCUGGCCCGAAGACGAGGCGACCCCUCUCGAGGAGUUCCGUCAAGUCCCGGCUGUGUUGCGGCUGCGCUUUAUCAUCCACCGCCUCACAAUGGCCGAACGGCGAAUCCGCUACGCGGUGGAUUACGGCAGCCUGUCGAUGAUGUACCAACUCAACCUCGGCGAGCUGAUGCUGCACGAUGCGGAGGUGCUGCUGAAGGCGAUGGAUUGGCUAAAUGACGAGGUUCAAGAGCGGAUUGAGGAUUUGAAGGGAAUUGUCGUUAGGGUGAAGUAUGACUACGAUUUGGAUUGAGGCAUGGUUUUAAAAGAAA